Molecule: messenger RNA, 2042 nt
Organism: Micropterus dolomieu (smallmouth bass)
Lineage: Eukaryota; Metazoa; Chordata; Actinopteri; Centrarchiformes; Centrarchidae
Gene: sesn4
Product: sestrin 4
Exons: 9
Coding region: 276-1613 (445 amino acids)
Biological process (GO): cellular response to leucine starvation; cellular response to L-leucine; negative regulation of TORC1 signaling
Cellular component (GO): nucleus
Molecular function (GO): L-leucine binding; oxidoreductase activity, acting on peroxide as acceptor
Source: RefSeq, a predicted model, not a curated record
UGUUCUUGCCUCGCAGCGCUGUUGUUUGCAGAUGUUCAUUAGCAUUUGGAUAUAACCUUCCGCCAGCCGGCUCCGCCCCCUGUGCUUUCAUUGGACACACUGUUACUGGAGCUGUCAGCUCGGCUCUGGGAAGGUUUUCUCUCAGUCCAGUGUUGAGCUACAGACCGACGGGCUGACUGCUGCCAGCGACAGGCUCCUUGCCUUUGUUAGCUGCCUUGGAAAGCACCAAGAAAAGACAGAGCCGCAUCCAUGCAGUAGCAUACCUUUUUUGGAAAAUGAUCAUCUGUACGAAUAAAAUGGAGUACCCCCUAAGAACCCAGUGCCAGCGAGCCCACAAACAGGCGAUGGUGAACGGUGAGAACGAGCGCGUGUCGCUGCUGUUCAUGAAGGCUCUGGUCAGCAGGGAGAGUGUGGACCCCAUGUCCCAGCAGAUGGCCUCGCACCCUCAGUACUUGGAGAGCUUCCUGCGCACACAGCACUACAUCCUGCACAUGGACGGCCCCCUGCCGCUGCCAUACCGCCAUUACAUAGCAAUCAUGGCUGCAGCACGACAUCAUUGCAACUACCUGGUGUACUUGCACUCAGCCCAGUUUCUGAGGGUGGGCGGGGACCCUCUGUGGUUGCAGGGUUUGGAGGCGGCACCCCCUCGCCUUCGUCUCCUUGACCAUAUCAACAAGGUGCUGGCCCACCAACCCUGGAUUACUGCCUGCUCACAUAUCCAGACGCUGCUGAAGUCGGGCGAGCAGUGCUGGUCUCUGGCUGAGCUGGUGCAGGCGGUGGUGAUCCUGGCCCACUGCCACUCCCUCUGCAGCUUUGUGUUUGGAUGCGACACAGACUCAGACUUAGUCCCUCUUUCCAAAUCUCCUAACGGUACCCCGCCGACCUUCUGCCCCUUUGAUGCUGCCAACGGAAACACCAAAGUGCCUCAGACACUCGCCACUCCCUCAGAACACAUAACAAGACGACGGUCUCUGGACUCCAGUUGUGACAUGGUGUGUCUAAAGGAGAGGAUUCAGAAGUCCCAGGAGGAGCGUGAGAAGAGAGAGGAGCGUCUGCUGCUGCAGACCCACACGCUCCAGCAGACAGAUUUGGAAGAAGAGGAGGAGACGAUUUGCUUUGCAGACCCGACGCGUUUUAUCACAGACCCUGACUUUUGCUAUCAGGAGUUUGCUCGUAGGGAGGAGGACCACUUUCAAGUAUUUAGAGUUCAGGACUACUCAUGGGAGGACCAUGGCUUCUCCUUAGUCAACAGAUUGUAUUCGGACAUCGGGCACCUCUUGGACGACCGAUUCAGGAGUGUGACCACCCUCCCCUCGUUGCACAGCCCCGACCUGAGAAGGGCGAUAUGGAACUACAUCCACUGUGUGUUAGGAAUACGGUAUGACGAUUAUGAUUACGGAGAAGUGAACCAGCUGCUGGAGCGGGAUUUGAAGUUGUACAUCAAGGCUGUGGCCUGUUUUCCUGAUGCCACCAAAACUCCAGUGUGUCCUCUGAGUUGGGCUCCACUUAAAACUUCUGAACGGAUACACGUGAAUUUACUAAUCAUGGAGGCCCGGCUGCAGGCUGAGCUGUUAUACGCUCUGAGAGCCAUCACUCAGUACAUGAUUGCCUAAGUGCUCGGAGAGACACAAAGCUAAAACUUUCCGCCGGUACAGAGAGACCCAGAGACACGAGGAUAAAGAAAUCUCAACAGCAGGCCGCAAAGUGGGACGAGAGCGGCACUUUUAAGGACACAGAGCUCUGUCGUUGUGUAGCUGUGCCUCAUGAAUGUGCUAUUCUUUUUCCCAGAGUUAAUGUAUUUAUACCAUUGUGUGCCACAUCCACUCCUCGCCCCUUCUGCAGAUUCUCUUGUCGUCAUCUUAUCAAACAUCUCGGCUCUCAAAGGUUAUGUGCAAUUUACAAGAGUUGUUUUAAUUUUUACCUGUUUGUUUUGUGUUCUAGCUCUUGUCUGUGAGAAACUGCUUAGUUGUAGCGGUGUGUUUCAGUGGCCAAUCCUUUUUAUUUUGAUCAGUCUCCUUUUUGGAUUAACUAUGCCCCCCCCC